CAAACAAUGCACCGCAGGAUGUCCAGCAUUCGGGAGUACAAGUUUUUUCGCAGCUUUUCCGCCAAGAUCGAGAACUGGCACAUACGCAAAGCGGAAUCGCUGUGGAAAAAGAUGCGGGAAAGGAAAAUUGCAGGUAAAAUGGUAGUCCCCAGGCGGACAUCCCGAGCACUGUUGCAACGGGGUUUAAAAGAAUAGGAGACUUUGUCGGUUUGGUGGUGCGUGGGAGUCUCAUACCAUGGUCGUUGCUGGGAUGCGCGGCAUAGACACACUGCAAGGAUUACGCGGUGUGGUGGCUCUGUGUUAGGAUAAUGGAAUACGAAACCUGGCUAGAACAAGCAAGCAACAGCGACCAAAAAAAGGCACAGAAAAGCAACAAAAAAUCAUUUGUUGCUCUUCAUUGAGAGAGCACCGGAUGCCGAACGAUGCAUGUUGCCGUCGUUGGUGUGACUGUGACUGCGAGUGGGUGAGAAGCGAACAUUGUGAAGCUUCCAUCCGUUUCCAUCCACACCGCGACGGAUGCGAACAUAAGCGCCGGAGAUAAAGCAGCAAGUGGAAUUGAAUAUCAGUUUAAUUAGAGUGAGGGAGAACGAGACAUGCAACACAUGCAAAGAGAGAAAAAGAUAAGAAAUCACAGUCCACACACAAACAUUCCCAUACAUAUGUAUUUCCCUGGAGCAUGGUCGUAUGCACAGAAGGGUGAGCUUUAGCAUAGAUAGGAGGACUUGUGUUUUCCACCUCCUGUGCCAGUGUCUAUUUUUAAAUCGUCCUUCGUCCUUGUAUAUUGAUAAAUUGAUUGAUGAAUAGGUAUGCAAAAUUACAAAAAACGGGGAAAAAAGGUAAAAAAAAUACACUGAGUGGCUCACACAUUCCGUGCUUAUAACGGCUGACGCUGAUGGUGGCAAAAUGGGGCCAUUUGGAUGAACGUUGUAGCUUUCGUCUCGUGGAUGCUGUUCGGUUGGAUGUUCUGCUGUGGCCUAAGCCUUAGUUCCCUGAGCUAUUGGAAGAGAUGAAAGGAGCGCAGGAACAGGAGUGUGGGUUCGGGUUUAAAUAUUGACGAUCUGUAUUCACCAGACACGAGGAAAACCUUACAGCGUACUGGCGGGUGUAAGGGAGUAAAAAGGGAUUGAAUUCUGUAGUGCACGUCCACAACAAAGCAUAAAGAAAAAACAGAAAAAUAAUAUUUUAAAACCUUUCAACAGUGACACGGUACUGGGGGGGAAAGCUCAGUAGCUAUGUUUAAAGGGAGUUUUUACAUUCGAUAAAUGGACGUCAGUACGGACAACUACAUUCUCAAGCGUAGGUCUCGUGAUCGAAUAGGGGGUCUCGGUUAUCUAGCUGUGGUUUGUCCGAUACCAGCUAGAUUUGCUAGAUAAGUUCAUUGAAUUUAGACAAAGUUCAUCAAUCGCCCUUGUGGAAGUGCGUCAAUGUCGUUAUGCGACGAGUUUGCCACUGAACGAACAAUCAAAUUGAAAUGAUUUCAUUUCGCUGAUUGAAAUUGAGGGAGUCAGAUAAAACCCAAUCAAUUUCGACGAGAGUGGAGUGAUUGUGGAUGCAUUUUAUAUUUUAAAAAUAUUAAAGCUUCCUACAGUCGUUUUCUACGCACGGGAGAACGAUUCAAAUGGGAUUUGAUACUGGUUCUGUCGUGGCUAUUUGGCCAUAAUUCUGAAUAUCUAGAGAUGAAUGUUUAUAUGAUUAUUGAAGAGUCUCGUGUUUCUAUUUGGUUAAUAUUUCUUUACUUUACAAAGCACAUAAAGAAAGCCGUGAAAGUUUCUAUAAACGGAAAAUUAUCUUCUAUCAUUAUAUGCUUUACAGUCGUGUAUAUUUAACCAAAAUCAACCGAACCUUUUCUAUCAACCUAUCAAUCCAUAUCGAUGGUUAGUACUUGCUGUAAGAUAUUGUUGCUCACCUGCGGAUACUUGUUGGAUAUUGACGACUUUGGCGCGUUGUUAUCAAUUUUGUUGGGAAGAAGACAACAGAAAGAAAACAACACAGUCACGUUGUUAGAUUUUCGGUGUGUUUUUAUUUAAAAAAAAACAGUUUCGGUUCACUCGUCUGUCGUUCGUGACUGUUUAAUUCAAUCCCAAGUUUUAAAGAACCCGUGGUUAGCUGAUGUCACCUGGUUGUUUCUCACAACCCGUUGCAGUUGGUUGUUGUUCGUUCAGUGUCUCACCAACGUACCUGACGAGUAGUAGCGCCAUAUCGUAAAGGUCUCGUGACCUACCACAAAUUCUGUCGAGCUGCAUUUGUGAGACUGUACAGUGUGUGAGGACUCGUCUAAAGUGUGCUCUUAGAAGUUGCAUCCUACAGUAGUACAAUGUCGGAAGAAUAUAACGGGUCGAAAAAGUAUCCAAUUGCAUCGAAAACACGUAAAACGAAGCUUGCAUUCCUCUCCGGUGUGCGAAGUCAUUAUGAGAAGAAGGAAAAGGAUGCUUCAAUCGCCAAGGAACCACGCGUUAACCUCUCGGUUCCGGGUACACCGGUUUGUUCGCGGUAUCUGCGAAAACUUUCGGGCCAAUUGAUAGAUCCAAGUGAUGAGAAUGAUAAUAAAAAUGGUCCGGUAGUGAACGAGCUCAUCAUUAGCAGCCUCGUGUUGGAUAAGUUCCUGAAGGAUAUGGAUAAACUGUCGGUAGAUAAGGAAAAUGUAAUACAACCUCCUGUGCAGCAGCAGCAGCAGCAGCAGCAGACGCAACAGAAGCCGAAACCCGGUAACGUCCAUGAAACGACCGAAGAAUUCUUUAUCAAGUCGGAGGAACGGAAAGCCUAUCAUCGCACAUUUUCGGAAGCAGUGGGAAUCGUUGGAAACGCACCAGUAAUCGAGAAAAACCCGGUGGUAAAGAAGUAUUUCGAAGAGUCAGCUAGUCAGCAAACUUAUCGACGAGACUUUUCCGACGCGUAUGGUGAACUGGUUGAACCAGAUCCAAUCGUUCCGGUCGAUACGAAAUCAAAAUUGAAGAAGAAGAAUACGAAGAAAUCCAGCUCAAAACUGACGAAGCCUAGUGACACGCAACCAACGAAACUCAUCAGCGACUCGUCGGACGAUGAACGGUCGGAAGAGGAUAGCAGUGAGUUCCUGCAGGAAUUGGAACGGUUGAAGGAGUCCAAGAGAAGCCUCGAGGAAAAGAUACUCGCAUACCAGACAAAGACGGUGACGGACGUGGCUCAGGAGGCGGUAGGUGCUUCGAAAGGCAAAAGCACGCAACAGUUCUUUGAAGAAUCGGAACAGGCAAAAACGUAUCGGCGGACAUUCUCGCAGGCAGUGCAAACAUUACCCGCUGGCGCCGGCGAUGUACGCGAUCCGGCAGUACUGCAGUACUUCAACGAAUCUGCCACACGUCAAACGUACAAAAGAGAAUUUUCCGAAGUGUACAACGAGUAUGAACCAGCUCCGGUAACGUCGCCUAACUUCAAGCCAACGGUGCCAGGAACUCCGAUUAGCUCCAGGCAGCUGCAGAAAUUAAAAAAGAACGCCGACACGAAUCCCAUCGUCACCGACCAACAGCAAGCCCCAGCCGCUUCAGAAAAAUCCACAUCCUUCACGGAGGAGUUGGAAGCGUUCAACAGAGAGCUAGAAAAUCUGCAACAAACCAAACCAUCGGUAACUGUUCCGCCCACGGAGCCAACCCUUCCGGUAGCUACGGAUUUCUGCGUAGACAGCUACCUCAACACGUCGAGCCAGAAGCAAACGUACAGCCGGUCCUUCUCCGAGGCAGCGCAAUCGUUUACCCAAUCGGAAGUGAAAAGUCCGGCCGUUCGUUCGUUUUUUGAAGACUCUUCCCGCAAGGGCACUCUCCGUCGAGAUUUCUCCGAGGCGUACCAAGAGGUAGAGGUACUAGCGUCUUCCGCACAAACAGCUGAUGUAACAGCGAAAAAGCAGACAACCGAUGUAUCAUAUGACCGGGAUCAAGAUAACAGAUCCAUUACACGCCCCGCUGAUGUUGAUGAUAACCCAUCCAACAUUUCCCUAGCGAGCACUGGACCCAUUUCCAUUCCAGGCACGCCAAUCAGCUCGAAGAAAUUGGCUGCCUUUCGGCGUAGCACCAGUGUGGAAGCCGCGGGCAAGACAAAUGAAGUGACGACCACCGUACCAGUAGCAACCCAAGGAGGCCUUCCGGUGAUGACAAGGGUUCCACUGACGCCGCAGCUUGAUGUUUCAGUGCCAAACCAGCCGACCACGAUGAUGACGACAAUCCCGGAAGCCUGAUCCACCGACCGACACCUGCUGUAGCGACUGAUAAUGGGAAGGACGAAAAUGUUACCGAGAAGGAAGCGAAACAGUUAAAGAGCGCAGCUGAAUCCGUAGAGCUGGACAGAGAGUUCUGGAAGAAGUUUGGC
Anopheles funestus (African malaria mosquito) is the source of this 4332-nucleotide messenger RNA. RefSeq lists its product as uncharacterized. The record is from RefSeq and is a predicted model, not a curated record. NCBI's taxonomy places the organism in Eukaryota, Metazoa, Arthropoda, Insecta, Diptera, Culicidae. Bases 2315 to 4201 code for a protein of 628 amino acids. The transcript is spliced from 2 exons.